GAUGGAUGGAUGGUUGGUUGGUUGGUUGACUGAUUUCAAUGAUUGAAUAAUGAUGAAUAAAUCAUACAUCAUUAUACAAUCAUUAUCCAUUUCGACAGGUAUCAUCAUCAUAAGAAAUAUAUUCCAUAAUCACCAUCAUCAUCAUCAUGAUCGUAUUAAUUAUACUUCUGAUUAAAUCAAUGUUAUUUAUCAUUACAUCAUUGGAACCAAUAGAUUUAGUACCAAAAUUAAUACGUCGUCAUACACAUCUAGAUCAUUAUCUUUGUCGUCAAUUACAUAAUGGUGUCGGUAUACGAGCCAUAGCAGUGACGAAUCUAAGCGGUAAUGUUUGUCGUACUUAUUGUCGUGUAAUGGAUCGUAUGGGUGGAAAAAUUUUCUAUACUGAAAAUAUUAGUCCAAAUUUUGUUCGAUGUGGACCAUAUCAAUCAAGGUGUGUUGAUGGACAAUGUGUUGGUUUAAAUUUUCCAUAUGGUGGUAAUAAUAAUCAUCCUAUGAUGAUUACAUCACCAAUAUCGAUCAUGUCCAAUAAUGAUAAUGAUGAUAAUGAUAAUAUCAACAACAAUAAUAAUGACCCAAAUAUCAAUAAUAAUUAA
Dermatophagoides farinae (American house dust mite) is the source of this 593-nucleotide messenger RNA. RefSeq lists its product as uncharacterized. Lineage: Eukaryota; Metazoa; Arthropoda; Arachnida; Sarcoptiformes; Pyroglyphidae. The record is from RefSeq and is a predicted model, not a curated record.